Messenger RNA from Cylindrotheca closterium, 1131 nucleotides. The record is from the annotation of a GenBank genome assembly. NCBI's taxonomy places the organism in Eukaryota, Bacillariophyta, Bacillariophyceae, Bacillariales, Bacillariaceae.
AUGUCAACAAUAGAAACGCCAUCCCCUGGAAUGGGUUCGAUGGUGCUUCAAGGCUUGGUAAAACUGAGCAUGAGAGUCGGAACGUUUGCCCUUAGUUUGACAGCCUUAGUUGCGACGCUGUUGUACAUCAAGCAAGAUAGUAUGCUGUAUUUCCCUGAGAUACAAGGACUACCGAGAAGGCCAGAAGACAAUCCUGCGGGAUAUCGGUCGCCAGACGAGCACGAAGUCUCCUCGUAUGAUGAUGUAUAUAUAGUAUGUGACGAUAACAAGACAAUUCAUGCUUGGUUGAUUUUGCGAACCAAAGAGAAAAAUAACCUCCCAACACUCAUUUUUUUCCACGGAAAUGCUGGUAAUAUCGGUCUUCGUAUUCCAAAUGCACUACACAUGCUCCAACAUUUGAAUUCCAACAUUCUAAUGGUUGAGUAUAGAGGCUACGGAAAUAGCGACUCGGUGAAGCCUACUGAAGCUGGAUUGAAAAAGGAUGCUCAAGCUGCACUAAAGUUUAUAUCCAAACAUCCGAAGAUUGAUGCGUCCAAACUCUUCAUCUUUGGGCGUAGUUUGGGGGGUGCUGUCGCCUUUGAUCUCGCUCAGUACGCUGAGGAAAACAAUAUUCCUCUGGCUGGCGUCAUUGUCGAGAAUACCUUCUUGAGUAUUGCCAAGAUGGUGGAUCAAUUGAUGCCUAUGAUCGCUCCCCUCAAAUCUCUUGUCUUGCGGAUCGGUUGGAAUUCCUGUGACAUUGUUCCAAAGCUAACUCUCCCAGUACUCUACCUUGCGGGAAGGAGAGAUGAACUGGUACCUCAUAGCCAUAUGCUGGAUCUCUUCAAAGCAACAACAAAAUCGAGACUACCCAAAAUUCACAUUAUCAAAAGGGGUACUCACAACGAAACGUGGCUCAAGGGUGGACAAGCGUAUUGGGAUGCAAUCAAGAGCUUCAUGGCGGAGGCACAGAACGCUCCUGGAAGCAUCGUCACUUCGAUUUCCAGCAAAACGGAAUCUUCACCGGUGAUACCGGUAGGAACAGAUUCCGAUAGUUCUAUUCCGAUCAUGCCAAGUGGAUUGAUGGGACUUGCUAGGGAGUCCAUGCGCGAUAUCAAUGAGGAGCAGGCUUCAGGCAAGAAGAAGGAGUUGUAA